This is a messenger RNA of Salvelinus sp. IW2-2015, 8739 nucleotides long. The record is from RefSeq and is a predicted model, not a curated record. NCBI's taxonomy places the organism in Eukaryota, Metazoa, Chordata, Actinopteri, Salmoniformes, Salmonidae.
AUGUGUGACGAUGGUAUCAAAGCCACGUAUGGUCUAGUAGCACAGAAGCAGAUGCAGAGCCACGUGCUGCGUCUACUGAAGGAGAGAGCUGACCCCAACACUCCUAUCUCCUCUGGAGGAUCUCUUCUACACCUGUGUGCUCGUCAUGACAAUGUGUUUGCGGCUGAAGUUCUGAUCGAGCGAGGGUUAAACGUCAACUUGCAGGAUGAGGACCUCUGGACAGCCCUGCACAUAGCGUGUGUGUGUGACCACGCCGACAUGGUGCUGCUACUACUGCUGACUGGGGUGAAUGUUCUACUUCAGGAUGUGAACGGAAGCAUUCCACUGGACUACGCCACUGAGGGAACCGAGACCAGCUACAUCCUCCGAAAACACCUGGAGGAAAACGGUAUAGAUGUGUUGUCCAUGCACACUAUGCGUACCCAGAGGCCCAGCACCAUGUUGUCUGAUGUUCGACAGCUGGUCUCCAGCGGGGUCAGUCUCAACCAACGCAACAACGACGGGGUUACUUUGCUCCACAUAGCGUGUGCUAGUGGCUACAGGAGGUGGUGGUCUGUGCUGCUGGAGGACGGGGCUGCCUCAGCCUCCGACAACGGCUAUUGGACACCUCUCCACCUGGCUGCCAAUAUGGACAGCCUUCCCACUGGAGCCCUACCCGCUGGAGCCCUUCCACUGGAGCCCCUACCCGCUGGAGCCCUUCCCCGCUGGACCCCUACCCGCUGGAACCCUACCCGCUGGAGCCUUCCCCGCUGGAGCCCUCCCGCUGGAGCCCUUCCGCUGGAGCCCUCCCGCUGCGAGCCCCCCGCGUGGAGCCCUUCCGCGCUGGAGCCCUUCCGCUGGAGCCCUACCACGCUGGAGCCUGGCGCUGGAGCCCUUCCGCUGGACGGCCCUUCGCCGUGGGAGCCCUACCUGCUGGAGCCCUGGCGCUGGAGCCCUACCGCGCUGGACCCUUCCGCUGAGCCCCUACCUGCUGCGCUGACCCCUACCCUCCCUGGAGCCCUUCCCGCUGGACCCCUUCCCGCUGGAGCCCUACCUGCUGGAGCCUGGCGCUGGAGCCCUACCCGCUGGAGCUCUACCCGCUGGACCCCUACGCUCGCUGGGCUUCCUGCUUGGAGCCUCCCUACUUCCUCAGUCUGGACCUCGCUGGAGUCUCCUUCCCGCUGGAGCCCUAACCUGCUGGAGCCUGGCGCUGGGCCCUACCUGUGGAGCCCUACCCCGCUGGAGCCUUCCCCUGGACCCUACCCGCUGGAUAGCCCUUCCCGCUGGACCCCUUCCCCGCUGGAGCCCUCCCGCUGGAGCCCGUCCGCUGGCAGCCCUACCGCUGGAAACCUUCCCUGGAACCCUUCCCGCUGGAGCCCUACCCGCUGGACCCUCCCGCUGGAGCCCUUCCGCUGGAGCCCUCCCGCUGGAGCCUGGGCUGGAGCCCUUCCCGCUGGACCUUCCUGCGAGCCCUACCCGCUGUGGAGCCCUCCUGGGCCCUCACCGCGCUGGAGCCCUCCCGCUGACCUACCCGCUGGACCCCUACCCGCUGCCCGCGAGCCCUUCCCGCUGGAGCCCUUCCCGCUGGAGCCCUUCCCCGUGACGCCCUUUCCCGCUGGAGCCCCUUCCCGCUGGAGCCUACUGCUGGAGCCUGCGCUGGAACCUACCGCUGGAGCCCUUACCCGCUGGACUCCCUACCCGCUGAACCCUACCGCUGGAGCCUUCCCGCUGGAGGCCCUUCCGCGGAGCCUUCCCGCGGCUGGAGCCCUUCCCGCUGGAGCGCCCUACCCGCUGGAGCCCUUCCUGCUGGACCCCUUCCCGCUGGAGCCCUACCGCUGGAGCCUGGCGCUGGCAGCCCUACCCGCUGGAGUCCCUACCCGCUGGAGCCUUCGCUGGAGCCCUUCCCGCUGGAGCCCUUCCGCUGGACCCCUACCGCGCUGGAGCCCUUCCCGCGAGCCUGCGCGGAGCCUUCCCGACUGGAGCCCUACCCGCUGGAGCCGCUUUCCCGGCUGGAGCCCCUUCCCGCUGGAGGCCUUCCCGCUGGAGCCCUUCCCGCUGAAGCCCUUCCCGCUGAGCCCUUCCCGCCCUCCGCUGGAGCCUCGCUACCGUCGCUGGAACCCUGGCGCUGGACCCUACCCGCUGGAGCCUUACCCCUGGAGGCCUACCCGCUGGAGCCCUUCCCGCUGGACCCUUCCCGCAGGCCUACCCGGCGAGCCCUUCCCGCUGGAGCCUUCCCGCUGGACCCCUACCGCUGGACCCUGCUGCGGAGUCCCUACCCGUGGAGCCCAUUUCACUGGAGCCCUCCCGCUGGAUCCGCCUUCACGCUGGACCCCUUCCCCGUGGCUGCCUACUCCGCUGGAGCCCUCCGACGGGCCCUCCCUGGAGCCCUACCCCGCUGGAGCCCUACCCGCCUGGAGCCCUUCGCCACUGGAGCCCUUCCCGCUGGACCCCUUCACGGCUGGAACCUUCCCCUGGAGCCUGCGCUGGAGCCCUUCCCGCUGGAGACCUACCCGCUGGAGCCCUACCGCCUGGACCUACCCGCUGGAGCCUGGCCUGGAGCCCUUCCCGCUGAGCCCCUGUGCCCGCUGGAGCCCUACCCUCUGGAGCCCCUUCCCGCUGGACCCUCUACCCGCUGGGCCGCUGGAUAGCCUCCCUUCCCGCUGGAGCCCGCCUCGCCCUCGCUGGAGCACCUUCCGGCUGAGCCCUUCCCGCUGGACCCCUUACCCCUGCUGGAACCGUUCCCCCUUCCCCUGGAGCUCCCGCUGGAAGCCACCUGCUGAGCCUGCCUGGAGCCCUACCCGCUGGAGCCUACCUCUCGGAGCCCUUCCGCUGGCCCCCUUCCCUGGAGCCUCCUAUCCCGCUGGAGCCUCCCGCCUGGAGACCCUUUCCGUGGUCUCUUACCACGCUGGACCCUACCGCGCUGGCGCCCUAUCCGCUGGAGCCCUACCGCUGAAGCCCUUUCCCGCUGGAGCCCUUCCCUGGACCCCACCGUGGAGCCCUACCCGCGUGGAGCCCCUACCCGCUGAGCCCUUUCGUGGACCCUACCCGCUGGACCCUUCCCGAUGGACCCUUCCGCUGGAGCCCUUCCGCUGGAGCCCUACCCGCUGGAGCCCUACUACUGGAGCCCCCCUACUGGAGCCCUUCCCGCUGGAGCCCUUCCCUCUGGACCCCUUCCCGGCUGGAGCCCUACCCCGUGGAGCCCUACCUACUGGAGCCACUAACCUACUGAGCCCUACCUACUGGAGCCCUUCCCGCUGGAGCCCUUCCUGCUGGAGCCCUUUCCGCUGGACCCUACCCCGCUGGACCCCUCCCCGAUGGACCCCUUCCGCUGGAGCCUGCCCUGCUGGAGGCCUAUCCCGCUGGAGCCCUCUACUGGACCUACUACUGGACCCUUCCCGCUGGCGCCUUCCCUCUGAGCCCCUUCCGCUGGAGCCCUACCGCUGGAGCCCUACCUCUGGAGCCCACCUACUGGAGCCCUACCGUACUGGACGCCCUUCCCGCUGGAGCCCCUUCCCGCCUCUUCCGCUGGAGCCCUACCUGCUGGAGCUUCCGCUGGACCCCUACCGCCUGGAGCCCUUCCCGAUGGACCCAUUCCCGCUCGAGCCUUUCCGCUGGAGCCCUUCCCGCUGGAGCCCUACCCGGAGCCCUACCUACUGGAAGCCUACCUCUGGAGCCCUCCUGCUGAGCCUUCCCUCUGGACCCCUUCCCGCUGGACCCCUACCCGCUGGAGCCCUACCCGCUGGAGCCCUACGCCUGCUGGCCCUUCCCGCUGGAAGCCCUUCCCACUGGAGCGCCUACCCGCUGGAGCCCUACUGCUGGAGCCCUACCGCUGGAGCCCUACCCGCUGGACCCCUUCCCUUGGACCCCUACCCGCUGGAGCCCUUCCCGCUGGAGCCCUACCGCGGACCCUACCGUCGUGGGCCUUCCCGCUUGGGAGCCCUUCCCGCUGGAGCCCUACCUGCUGGAGCCCUUCCCGCUGGACCCCUUCCCGCUGGACCCCUUCCCGCUGGAGCCCUUCCCGCUGGAGCCCUACCCGCUGGAGCCUGGCGCUGGCACUCUGCAUACCAACUACACACUGACACAUACUUACUGAACGGAGGCAUAGCAGCAUCUGACCCCAUCAUGGCUAUGCUGCUGAGAGCAGAGGAAUGCUGGGUAGAGAGACUGAAGGACCCCUCUGUCCCCCCGCCCCCUUCAGAUGAGCGCUACGAUGGAGGCGCACACGACCACACCAUCCCCGUCAAGAACCUCACCCCCCUGUCCAUGUCCCUCUCUAAGAGGGACAGUCUGUUGGAGAAGUGUGCCAUGUUCAGUGAGGUGGGAGGGGGGCUGAGCAGACAACCCUCACUGGACAACGGUCUGGACGGACCUACAGGACCCUACAGCAAACUGGAGCAGGUGAAGCUGAUGCCUCCGGCGCCUAAUGAUGACCUGGCGUCUCUCAGUGAACUCACAAACAGCAGCCUGCUCUACGAGAUGCAGAAACGCUUUGGCAAUGACCAGAUUUAUACCUACAUCGGGCACAUUCUUCUCCUGGUCAAUCCUAACAAAGAGCUCCCCAUUUACUCUUCACUGGUGAGUCAGUUGUAUCUGAGUUCUCUCAGGCGUCUGUGCUCCUCUCUGCCUCCUCACAUCUUCUCCUCAGCAGAGAGGGCCUACCACAUGAUGCUGCAGGAGCGACGCCCACAAUGCUUCAUCCUCAGUGGGGAGAGUGGUUCUGGGAAGACAGAGGCUUGUAAACACAUAGUGAGACACCUGGCAGUGAGGUCCAGCCCCAAAGGCUUCUCUCUUGAACCCAGGAUGAAUCAAGUGAACUGUAUCCUGGAGGCGUUUGGUCAUGCCAAGACUCCCAUGAAUGACAACUCCAGUCGUGUCAUCAAACUCCUCAGCCUGCAGUACUGUGACAAGAGAAAGACACUACUCAGAGGUCGUUUCUCAACAACGUCCUGUCUCACAGGUCUGUACCUCAACAACGUCCUGUCUCACAGUAGUGUGAUAGCUGUCUCUCACUGGUCUCUGUCUGUGUCUUCAAGGUACCUGAGUACAGGUGUUCCCGCAGGAGACUCCUCGCCUGUGGCCUCAGCCUCAACUCAGAGUAGAGACCGUCUCACUGCAAUCAAACAGGCCCUCAGAGCACUGGGCUUCAACAAACUGGAGAUGGACAGUGUGUUUAUGCUGCUGUCAGUGGUGCUGCAAGUUGGGGACCUCAGCUUCAUAUCACUGACAGACGCUGAGACCGCCUACCCCUCCAACAUGCAGCUGCUGGAGCGAGUAUCUGGAAUGCUACAGGUGUGUUCUGAUGACCUGAGUUCUGCCCUCACCUCAGAUGUGCAAUACUUCAAAGGUGAUGUCAUCACACGGCGUCACACGGUGGAGAUGUCACAGCACUACAGAGACCAGCUGGCUAAAGCCCUGUACGGACGCCUCUUCAGCUACCUGGUCAACAACAGCAACUACUACCUACAGGGACAGGACGACAACAUGGGAGAUCCUGCUCUUGAGAUUGGAAUUCUGGACAUCUUUGGAUUUGAGGAAUUCCAGAGGAAUGGAUUUGAGCAGCUGUGUGUGAACAUGACCAACGAGCGUGUGAGGCAGUAUGUCUCCGAGGUGCUGUUCCAGCAGGAGCAGGCCGAGUGUCUACAGGAGGCCAUCGCCAUGGAGACGCUCCGGUCACCUGGCAACCAGCCUGCCAUUCUAGACUUUUUCUUCCAGAAGCCUCAAGGUCUGCUGUCUGUGAUGGAUGAGGAGAGUCAGUCGCUGAGGCCUACAGAACAGACGCUCUACAAGAGACUACAGACACACCUCGACAACACACCCACACACGGCAUAUCCCUGACAACCAAGGACGGCAAUGGAAACCCCCCACCCAUAGACCAGGGUCCUGCCUUCACUGUGAAACACUACGCAGGCCAAAUGGCCUAUGACCUCACAGGAACACUGGUGAAGAACAAGGACUCCCUCCCCCAAAGCCUGCUACUGGUUCUGAAGUCCAGUGAGAGUGUGUUGGUGCAGCAGUUGUUCCAGUCCAAGCUGACCCAGACUGGGUCACUGGUACCGGGCCAGGCCAAGAUGGCUCUGAGGGGGCCCAAAGCAGCACUUCUCCUAAACAGGAUGUCAUCCCCCUCCACCCUGACCCCCGCAGGCCGCGAGCCUCGGAGGUACCUGGACCUCACCAAGCUCUUGAAGAAGAAGGGAGCAACAUCUUUCCUGCAGAGGCUGGAGAGGUGUGGUCCAGUUACGGUUGCUGUGCAGCUGAGGAACUCUUUGUCAGAUGUGGUCAGUAAGCUACAGGCGUGUACUCCUCACUUUGUGGAGUGUGUGCGCCCCAACAGCAGGGGCACGGCGGACUGCUUUGACAGUUUCCACGUGUCUACCCAGCUGCAGUAUGUAGGGGUGCUGGAGAUGGUCCGGACGAUCCGCUAUGGCUACCCUGUACGCCUGCCCUUCAACGGCUUCCUCACCAGGUACAGAGACCUAGUGGACACCACUCUAGCUGACAAAAAGAAGCUGUCCUCGGAGGAGAAAUGUCGCUUUGUUCUGCAGCAGUGUAAACUCCAAGGAUGGCAGAUGACCAGUAGUAAGGUGUUUCUGAAGUACUGGCAGGCUGACCAGCUCAAUGACCGCUGCCACCAACUACACAGGAAGAUCAUCACCUGCCAGAAAGUGAUCCGUGGCUGGCUGGCCAGACAGUGGUGCAUCGUAGACUGUCAUCUCAACAGACGGAGGACUGCAGUGUCCAGAGGUUCCUCCAGGUGCAGAAGACCAGGGCCUGCACACCUACGACCACUGGUCAUCCAGACGCCUCCGACAUCGCCCCGCGAAAGCAACCACCUGCGCUGCCAUGGCAACGGGUCACACGGCAACAGCCCGCCCCUCGGGGAGAGGCCCGAGCCAGUUUGGGAAAGAGGAGGACACACGCCCAGAGAUCAAACAUCAAGGGUUGUGGAGAAGAGCAGAAGAAACCAAGAUGGCUCGGUUAGUGGGGGGAGCCGGACUAUCCGCCACUUCCGCUCCAGCUCAGUGCCCAUCCCCCUGGCUAUGGAGAACUUGGUACAUUCCAGCCCUGGACCAUCCAUCAAAACAGCCCUGCAGCAGGUGGCCUAUAACAACGAGGAUGGGGGAGGAGGGGGGGGGCUGGCGUCACCACGGAAACAGCCUCCUCCCAAACCCAAGCGGGACCCCAACACUCGUUUGAGUGCGUCGUACGAGGCGGUCAGUGCCGGACUGACCCUGGGACCCUCGAGAGAGAGUCCCACCCCCGAGAGCUGCGGGUCGCCUGCAGGGAGCCCCCCAAAAACACAGCUGUCACCUACGGAUGCUCUGUCCAAGCCGCGGCCCCACAGUGAUGACUACACCACCAUGAGGAAGGUGCCUCCUCCCAAGCCCAAGAGGAGCCCAAACACCAAGCUCACGGGCUCCUACGAAGAGAUCAACGCUGCCGGCAUUAACCUCCUCCAGCUACGCCCUGCCGACGUCAAACUGGCCCUGCUGUCCCGCGCUGGGGGACUGGGGGGGGUGAUGCGGCACACAGCGUCUGUGGAUGGCACACAGGGGGUGACACUGAGCCUGCACCAUGACCAAGAUGAGGAGGAUGUGUACAUAGAGAUGGUGGGGGCUCAUGCCAGGAGUUACAGUCUGGGAGGGGGCCACCAGGACCCCCCCGACAGCCCCCAGCAGGGAGAUGCCGAGGCCGUCUACGAGGAGAUGAAGUACUUCCUGCCCGAGGAGGUGGGACUUCCGGUGGGAAGCACGGUUGCCAUGGCGACGGCCGCUGGGAAGUUGGAGGUGUUAGGGUUGAUGUUAGGGGGGUUAGGGUUGGGCUUGUCUCCCUCUCAGAGUGGGGAGGGGAAGAGGGCAGGGCUGGUGGGUCUAGCCACCACUAUGGAGGCCCAAACAUCCGCCAUCGGAGGAGCCAGCAAUAUCCCUGCACCCUUCCCCAACCUGCUCCCACACCGCCCCCCUCUCCUGGUGUUCCCCCCCUCCCCCGUCACCUGCUCCCCUGCGUCUGAUGAGUCGCCCCUCACCCCUUUGGAGGUGAAGAAGCUGCCUGUGUUUGAAACCAACCUGAACUACACCGGCCCAGACAGCCCCCUCUCCCCCCAGUACUCCCGCCAGCGUGCUGACUCCUCCCCCUCUCUCUCCGUCCUCCUCCCAGACAAGCCCACUCCUCCUCUCACCCCUCCUCCUCCYCCCCCCAAUGCCCUGCCUCCCCCCUACCGCCCCCCCUCCCACUUUCCUUUCCCCCCAGAGUCCAGCAUCCUCUCCCUUACCCGGGCUGCUUCCGUCACGGGAGGUGGCAGCUCGGACUCUCCCAAACCCUCCUACUCCUCCUCCUCUCAUAGGGCUGGAGGAGAGAAGCCCCCUCCCUACUCUCCGGCCAAGUCCACCCGUCCAGAGCCACGCCGUUCCCACUCCUGCUCCUCCUCGCCCCUGCUGUUCAACCCAGCCAACGGGAGACCCCUGACCAGUCCUCAGCCAGCCCUGGAUGAGCUCAACACCCUGUUCAGCUCUGGACGCAGCCURCUCAAGAAGACCACUACAGGACGCAAGAUGAGGGAGGGAGGGUUCAACUCCAACAUCAACCUGCCAGGGAGAGAGGAGCACCCAGGCUCCACCCCCACCUCCUCGUGUCCGCAGCUACAGGACAAGAACGCCAACAACCACGCCCCCCCCUCCCCAAGCCCCACUCCCAUUGAGAACGGCAACCGGCUGUCCAACGGUAAGAGCCAAUGUAGGUGUUGGGGUCAGGUGAAGCGGUGA